Molecule: messenger RNA, 1037 nt
Organism: Homo sapiens (human)
Lineage: Eukaryota; Metazoa; Chordata; Mammalia; Primates; Hominidae
Gene: KHDC3L
Product: KH domain containing 3 like, subcortical maternal complex member
Exons: 3
Coding region: 73-726 (217 amino acids)
Biological process (GO): positive regulation of double-strand break repair
Cellular component (GO): nucleus; mitochondrion; centrosome
Molecular function (GO): RNA binding
Source: RefSeq, marked reviewed
CUAGUCUCCCAGCUCCAGCUCGGCCUUUGGGUUUGCUGUGGUGUCCUUGUCUCCUGCAGGACCGGCCGCAGCAUGGACGCUCCCAGGCGGUUUCCGACGCUCGUGCAACUGAUGCAGCCAAAAGCAAUGCCAGUGGAGGUGCUCGGUCACCUCCCUAAGCGGUUCUCCUGGUUCCACUCUGAGUUCCUGAAGAAUCCGAAGGUAGUUCGCCUUGAGGUUUGGCUGGUGGAAAAGAUCUUCGGCCGGGGCGGAGAACGCAUCCCGCACGUCCAGGGUAUGUCCCAAAUCUUGAUUCACGUGAAUCGAUUGGACCCUAACGGCGAGGCUGAGAUCUUGGUAUUUGGGAGGCCUUCUUACCAGGAGGACACAAUCAAGAUGAUCAUGAACCUGGCUGACUAUCACCGCCAGCUCCAGGCGAAAGGCUCAGGAAAGGCCCUCGCCCAGGAUGUCGCCACUCAGAAGGCCGAGACCCAGCGGUCUUCAAUAGAAGUCCGGGAGGCCGGGACGCAGCGUUCGGUGGAGGUCCGGGAGGCCGGGACCCAGCGUUCGGUGGAAGUCCAGGAGGUCGGGACACAGGGUUCUCCGGUGGAGGUGCAGGAGGCCGGGACCCAGCAGUCUCUCCAGGCUGCCAACAAGUCGGGGACCCAGCGAUCCCCCGAAGCUGCCAGCAAGGCAGUGACCCAGCGGUUUCGCGAGGAUGCCCGGGACCCAGUUACUAGAUUAUGAAGGCAUCUCAGGCCCUGGAGCCAGAGCCAGUCAGGGGUUAAAGUGAAAGCCCGUAUUUCCGCCCAGAAGCUGGGGUUGGGGAGAGGAUGUGGAUUUUUUGUUUUACCCUUUCUGUUGCAUGGUUGCAAACACAAACUUGAGUUCUAAUAAAGAAUUGCAAAGUGGAAGCCCGCCCCCCGCCUCCCCCCCGCCUCACUUAAGUCCAGGAAGCUGGGGUGGCGAGGAAGGAUGAUGUGGAUUGUUUUUGUUUUACACCUUCUGUUGAAUGGUUGCCAACACAAACUUGAGUUCUAAUAAAUAAUUGCAUUUCC